AUGUUUUAACAGCAUAAUAAUACUAUUUCAACGUCCCGAUCUAAUUCAUCCAUAAAUCAAACUCCGAGGAGAUUAAUACGUGUUGGCACUCCUUCUGGUAUUGACAAUGCCAGUGCUAUGAAAAAGAACGAAGAAUUUAACAAAUAAAUAGAAUUAUAUAAACAAAGAGAAUCUCACUACAAGAAAAUCAUUUUUGCCAAAGAUUAAGAAAUAUCAAUGAUGAAAUCACAUAUCUAAUAAUUAGAAGAAAGUAAGUUCAAAGAUAAUUUAGAUAUCAAUCAGAAUAAUCUGUCCAAUCAAAUAUAAAAAUAAAUUUAAGAUCUAACUUAACAAGUCCAAAUCUUGUUAGAAUCAUACAAGUAAAAAUCUAUGUAUCAAAAUUUAGUUAAAGGAUAAUUGAAAUUGAAAAUCUCAAAAAAUCGUAAGGUCAUGAUCAUACAGAAUUAGAAAGGCAAGUCUUAUAAUUACUAAGAGAGAAUUCUCAAUUAAUGAAUAGUCUAACCGUUUCACACACUCAAUAGGAUGUUUUAUCCAAAAAGAAUAGUUUAUAGAAUAUAUCUAAAAUACAUCCAUCCGAGACUUCUUGGAAACAAAGGUUUAUUAAAUUGAAUAAAGAAUAUUAUGAAUUACAAGAAAAGCAUGCCUUUUUAACAGCUGAAUUAGAAAAUAACAGAUCUAACUUUCGAUCCCCAAGUUUAGAAAGCUUUGAGGCUAUUAUCAGAUAAUGA
This is a messenger RNA of Paramecium octaurelia, 728 nucleotides long. The record is from the annotation of a GenBank genome assembly. NCBI's taxonomy places the organism in Eukaryota, Ciliophora, Oligohymenophorea, Peniculida, Parameciidae.